UCUUCACACUUUGAUUUGACAGUACAUGUACGCCACAUUGUGGAUGUAUGUACCUUUUCGUUGUACUGUCUCUGGCCAUCAGUCAUUUUGCCCCGUAAGAGGCAGGGACAAGAGUGGGCCCCUAGACAUGCUAAUUGCUAGACCUUGAGUUUCAGUGUCUUAAAUCACCCGAUCCUCUUGCAUGGUUCCAUAACCCAUGUGAGCUGUUCAUGGAGAGGUGAGCUACUCAUCUACAUGAAGGUUGUUAGGCCUAUCAGGAAUAGUUUGCCAUUCAAUAGUAUAAUGCUGGCAAUGUAGAUUUUCUUUUCAAAGUGUAUCGACUAUCGCAGUCAACUCAUCAUAGUUUCAUUUUAUGAAAUAUUUCGAUUCUUCGAUCAUUGGGCGUUGAACUGGAUACAAAGAUUACAGUUUGAGGCUCGGCACAUCCAUCGCAAGUGGAGACUUGGCAGAAGUGAAGAAACUUUUAGAUCCAAUCACUGACUAUGAGCAGAUCGUGGAGAUUCAAGACAUGUUCGGAAGCAUGCCGGGGUAUGAAGAGAGAGACCCCGUUGUGCGAGCAAUAGAAUUGAAUCAAGAAAAGAUAGCUGUCUAUCUCAUUGAGAAAUACUUCUCCUUCAACAACACAUAUUAUAAACCAGGAGAGGAAUGCGAGCCGUGGUGCUAUGCCCUCCAUGUUGGUAAACCCUGCCCCUCGCAGUAUGAUGCCCUCAAACUGGCUGAGGAGAAGAACAUGUCAUUCAUCGAGAAACUCAUGGGUGAAAUCAGAUCUGGUACACGGGUGCCUGGUGAAACGCUCAAAUCAAAUCGUCGUGUCAGCGUAGACUCGCUGACGGAGUUUGCAGAGAAGAAAUGGUCGCUAAAAGAGGCCAACUUCAAGCGCCAGUUCAGUACGAUGGACAAAUAUGAGAAGUUUGCCGCUGAGCUUGAAGAUAAGAUCAUCAAUGGCCAGCUUGGUGAGAUCAGGAAAUGUUUAGAUCCCAUCGUUCAAAUUGAGGAAGUUGAAACAAUCUUAGAAGCAUUUGGAGAUCGCGAUCCUGUGAUUCGAGCUAUUGACUGUCAACAGGAGAAGAUAGCCUGUUAUCUUGUCGAGAAGAAUUUCCCAACUCACAUUUACUAUGAUAAUCCAGGCUUUGAGUGCGACGAAUGGUGUUACUCAUUACACGAGGGUAGCCCGUGUCCUAAUCAGUUCACAGCGCUCGACUUGGCCAAGAGGAAGAAGAUGACGCUGUUAGCAAAUCUGAUUGAAAACAUUCACAGUGGAAAGUGGAAGCCAGGAGAUGGCCUUAAGCUGGAGAGGAGAGUCAGUAUGGACCGGCUGCCGCCUCUCCAUGAAUCUCUGAAGAUACCUUCGGCUGAGACGAAAAUGGCCAAAAAGCUUGAGGAUCUGUUGACGCUGGGAGAUCUGAUGGCUGUCAAGGAACUCUUAUCACCUGUCACCUCGCCGGAAGUGAUAGGCACACUUGUCAGGGAUUUUGAAGAGUGUGAUCCAGUCACUUAUGCAGUUGACCACAUGCAGGAGGACGUGGCUUGUUACUUAGUGGGAAAAGGCUUCCCAUUUGACUUGAAGUACAAUUAUCCUGGACAAGAGUGUGACCAGUGGUGUUACGCAUUACACAAGGGGUCCCGGUGUCCAGCAGUGUACGAUGCGAUGCAGAUGGCUCAGGAGAGGGACUUGAAAAAAGUGUGUCGCUUGAUGGAGGACAAAAAAGCAAGCUAGCUAAUGGAGAGAUGUCACAUUUUCGAGGAGGAGGAAAUGGUCGUAGGCUGACCAAACCAAGCCUGACAUGUGGGAGAUGAGACAGCUUGAUCUCUACGCAUGUCAAGAUACUGUCCCCACCUGGAGGGAAACUUAAUUACUUUCUACGAAAUCCUACUGUAUAGGAUAUAUAUUUGUGUGUUCACCUGUUAACCUAGAACCAGGACAGAACUUUGUAGAAUUAAACUUGAUGUUUAGGAAGAAGACGUUAUUUCAAAUUUUUAUUGUCAUUUUGGCUGUCAUAGCGUACUUUCUGAGCUAAUUUUAGCCCGAGUGCGAAGCACUAAGUGAUGGAUUGAGUUAAAGAUCAGUGAGCAUUACUAAAAAAAUUGGGGAGGGGACUUUUGCCAACACAGACAAUCCAUCAACAAUAGGAUACGAGAGUUUAAAUUCGGCCAAAUUAACAAAACGUGUUGUAAAUGUACCAGUACAUAUAGCCGUAGAUACAUCUGCAUCUGUCCUGUAUUAUAUCUUUGUAUCAAAACUUUAUAUGUUUUUUAUGGUAAGUUAUUUCAUGUUUUAUUCGAAUUGUAAAUUGAAUGGGCAAGUUGUAUAACUUGUUUGAUGAAAGAAGAAAAAAAUUGAAAAACUUGCCUGAGUAUAAGUACAUACAGACUUAUUGCAGAAAAAACAGGAAUCGAACACAGCUGGUAGCAAAAGCUGAUCAUAAAGACUCUUUCUUGCUGAUAGGGAUAUCUCUUUUGCACGUACUUAAGAUGUAGGAGGCUUUGAUAUAUUCAUGAGUUAAGGGGGCUAUGUAUUAUUCAACAAAUUUUCUGAGUUACUGCAUCUUGUGGUGAACUCUAAAAAGACAAUUUACAGUAGAUUUUUUGGCAUUAUGACUUUUGGUCAUUGAUGAGAUGGUAUUUGAUUCUGCUGCCUAAAUUAACUGCACUUGCAGAGUGGGAACUUAUUUUGAUACAUAGUGUGAAGCUGCAUUUCAUGAUUGUCUUGGUUUCAUGCAUACUGUUUUCAUUGGUGCUUAAUGAAUUUGAGAAAACAAACCAUGUAGUUCCGACCUUAUUUUGUCUUCCAAAGAUCAUGAGCAGCAUUUAAGUUGUUUUCAUAGAGUCAUCAUCAAUGACGAAAAUAUUAGAUCAGUUCAAAGGGCAAUGUCUCAAAAUAUGUCAGUCAUUUAAAUCUUUUCUGCUUUUGCAGCUGCCAUAAUUCAACUAACCUUUAUCAACCCUAUAGCUUAUCAUUCUUUGGCAUACAUCACAGCGUUCGAUACUGCCAUUGAGUUUCUUAAGGACCUCAAUAUCAUUGUUUUCAUUUGUUGAAAGGACAAAAACCAAAAUUAAUAGCCAUUGCAUGUAUGUUCAUAGGACAAAAGGUUUCUCUAAAAUAACCUACUGUGGUGUUGUAAAUUAUUUUUUAUGAUGUGUAUGUGAGUUAGUAUUUUCCAAGUAUGUGUACUUAUUGUAUCUUUUACUUAAAGUGAUAAUGAUGUCUGUCACAACACUUGUUCAAACAUUGGGCCUUGUGGCGCUAAAUAGUUCUUUAUAGUCUCUUUAGAUACUGGAUAUAAAUUUAAACUCAAGUUUGUUGUCCUCAUAUCUGCCCGGUAGAUCCAGAAUUAUGGAAAAUGGAGGUGCAGGCCCACCAUGAGAGCACUGGAAAUUUGAGUGCCAAAUAUGUGAGAGCAAAAAGAAUUACAUUAGUAGUUAUGAUAUGUUCCUUGUGUAGUAGUGCGCAAAAAAGUAGCUGCUCUCUGACCAAAAGGAAAGCAUGUACCUAAUGCGCCACCCCCUGAUAAUUUCGGCCAAUGCUGUAUGUACAUGCAUGUAGAAUGUAAAGUUCAUUUUAUGUAUUAUGAUGGUGCAAAUAAAUUGAUUUCAA
Lineus longissimus is the source of this 3595-nucleotide messenger RNA. RefSeq lists its product as uncharacterized. The record is from RefSeq and is a predicted model, not a curated record. Bases 509 to 1717 code for a protein of 402 amino acids. The transcript has 12 exons. NCBI's taxonomy places the organism in Eukaryota, Metazoa, Nemertea, Pilidiophora, Heteronemertea, Lineidae.